Messenger RNA from Alternaria burnsii, 435 nucleotides. RefSeq lists its product as uncharacterized. The transcript is spliced from 3 exons. The record is from RefSeq and is a predicted model, not a curated record. The coding region runs from base 1 to 435 and encodes 144 amino acids. NCBI's taxonomy places the organism in Eukaryota, Fungi, Ascomycota, Dothideomycetes, Pleosporales, Pleosporaceae.
AUGGCAGCAACUACGCGCGCGAGAACUGGCAACUCUAAGCCCCGUCUUGUUCAGCAGAUUGAGAACGCAAUCGCGCCUACAAAACGCAGCACGACCACCAAGGCCAACACAUCGAAGCCCCGCACCAGCAAAGUAGCUUCUGGCCGCGUUACUAAACCCAAGGCUACCAGCAGCACAACUACUACCAAGAAGACUACUACGGCCAAGAAACCUGCUGCUGCGCCAAAGAAGACUACGGGUGCGAACGUGAAGACUGUCAAGAAGCCGAGGACAAAGACCGAGAAAAUUGUGGAUAAGAUUGUUGGAAAGGCGGAGCACAUCGUUGGUGAUGUUGAAGGCAAGCCAGGAAAGAAGGCCGCAGGUACCGCCAAAGCACGAGGCACAGAUUCGACUACCAAGCGUGCCGCACCGCGAACUCGAGGCGUCAAGGCCUGA